AACCGAGACUCCAUGACGUAUCGAUUGUAUUCGACGCACCUGGAAUUCCCGCUCUCCUUCCCCUAAAUUGACCAUUUGAUCUAUUCUUUUGAGCCCUCGAAGUCGAAGCACCAGAAACCGAAGCUUCCCCUCCUUUAGCUUCCAUCUUCUAAGUAUCUGAUUAUCUGAAUGUAGAGUGCUAUUUAAUUGCGUUGGUGUAAAAGUAUGGGAAUGCAAGUGGGUUCAGAGCAAAUUCUGGGUUACUUUUGUUUUAGGAUUCUUUGCGCUUGUUGCAGAUGAAGUAAAAAGGAAGCGGAAGUUGCACUCCCAUGCAUUUGUACUAGUGUAAAUGAAUUCACACUGCAAACGAACGGAGCCUGAAGUACAUAUUGAGAAUGGACGUUGGAGGGGAAAACCUCAAUAUGUAAGGGAGUGAAAACUUCGAAGGGGAUGAUGUCCCUCAAAGCAAGGUUGAUUGCAUUUCAUGGAAAAUUGUAUGAAUUAACAUUGCUUCUGAUGGCUGCUAUGUGGAUGGGUAUGCCUUGGUGUGGUUUCGAUGGUUGUACAUAUGAAUGAGCAUAGCUUCUGAUUUUCCUCCCUUGGUUGUACAAUAAGUUUUCAAUUACCCCCACCAAAAAAGAAAAAAAAAACUAGAAAAGAGAAAGGAUGGCAAUACCUUCUUUGUGAUCAGUAUCCUUUAGAAAGGACUGUUGUACAUUGAACCCUUUUGUUGUCUUUUCUUGCAGUCACUUUUGCAAUGAAAAUUCAUGAUGUCAUUGCAGAAUCUCUAGUUACUUUCAGGAGGCUGAUGUCUUGCAGUUGAUAAGCACCACUUUUCAGUUGAUCACAAUGGAUGAGAAUUUAAGUGCCAUGUCCCAUCAAAAGCGUGAAGGCGACUUCAAUGAUGCAGAUACGGUUGUGAAGAAGUCCAAAAUCUGUGCCUUGAGCAUAGAAGCUGUGGACAAGACAGAACAAAUUGUAGAUACUUCCUUAGCUGAAAACAAUCAGCCGGUUUUAUCUGAAGGUCAAAAAAUUGACAAUCGUGAACCCAAAGUAUCAAAGGAAGGAGUAGGAGACAAUCAACUGGGCAAGCAAAAUGGUCCCUUGGAAGAUAAGGUCUCAUGUGAUCCAGAUUGUUCAUUAUCAGUGGUUAGUGAGUCGUUCUGCAAAAUUGAAGCAGAUGCUGCAGAGGAUAAGGGUUCUAGGCACACUAUGGAGGAUGCAUGGGUUGUACUGUCAGAUGCAAGCUUAGAAUUUCCUGGAAAUUUAAGAUGUGCACAUUUUGCAAUUUAUGAUGGACAUGGAGGUCGUUUGGCUGCUGAGUAUGCACAGAAUCAUCUGCAUAAAAAUGUUCUUUCAGCGGGGUUACCACGUGAGUUGAUGGACGUAAAAUCUGCAAAAAAGGCUAUCCUUGAUGGUUUUCGGAGAACUGAUGAGUCUCUUCUUCAAGAAAGUUCUGCAGGGGGGUGGCAAGAUGGUGCUACAGCUGUGUGUGUUUGGGUUCUAGGACAAACAGUUUUUAUUGCUAAUAUUGGAGAUGCAAAAGCAGUGGUAGCAAGAUCACUUACUGCUGAUACAUUACAAAACCAUUCAGACGGAGCAAGUCCAUUGAAGGCUAUUGUUUUGACAAGAGAACACAAAGCUAUUUAUCCACAGGAACGUGCUCGCAUUCAGAAGGCAGGUGGUUCUGUCAGCAAUGGACGACUGCAGGGGCGCCUUGAAGUUUCUAGGGCUUUUGGAGAUCGCCAGUUCAAGAAGGUGGGUGUUAUUGCAACUCCAGAUAUUCACUCAUUUGAUAUUACAGAAAGAGAACACUUCAUUAUUCUUGGAUGCGAUGGUCUGUGGGGGGUAUUUGGACCAAGUGAUGCUGUUGAUUUUGUCCAUAAAUUGUUAAAGGAGGGGUUACCUGUCACCACUGUGAGCCGUCGUCUUGUUAGAGAAGCCAUCCGUGAGCGGCGGUGCAAGGACAAUUGCACUGCAAUCAUCAUUGUUUUCAGGCACAAGUGAUUGGUACCACAUCAAUUCUAUCAUAGUGUUGAAUUAUCAGGUGCUGGUUUAUCUGUGGAGUAUGGUUUCUGUUCAGGGAAAGGGGUUGGUUCUGACAUCUAACCACAGCUCCACUCUAGUCUGUACUAGUUUCACGAACAAAUUUCUUAGGUGAUUUAUUAUCCCGAGGUUGACUACUAAGGUGAGUUGAUCAAGUUCACGCUCCAAGUUUAUUUCAACAUUGGCUAUCUGAGAAAGUAAUAUCCGUUCUUAAUUUUUUAUUAAACAGUCAUUAGUAGCAGGACAGUAUGUAAAAUGAAUGUAACAAUUUUCAAAACUCAAUACUGUAUUUUCUUGUUUAGGAAAUCUUAGGAAUUGGUAAAUGGACUCUUAACUCUUCUGGGCUAUGCUGUUUACAUGGAUUCAAUCUUGAACAAAACUAAUUUGCAAGUUCUAUUGAAAGCAGUGGCUUUCUUUGUUUUGA
This is a messenger RNA of Nelumbo nucifera (sacred lotus), 2449 nucleotides long. Its product is annotated as Protein phosphatase 2C family protein. Gene Ontology annotation, molecular function: protein serine/threonine phosphatase activity. The record is from RefSeq and is a predicted model, not a curated record. Gene Ontology annotation, biological process: protein dephosphorylation. Lineage: Eukaryota; Viridiplantae; Streptophyta; Magnoliopsida; Proteales; Nelumbonaceae.